Molecule: messenger RNA, 1868 nt
Organism: Andrographis paniculata
Lineage: Eukaryota; Viridiplantae; Streptophyta; Magnoliopsida; Lamiales; Acanthaceae
Exons: 12
Coding region: 89-1690 (533 amino acids)
Cellular component (GO): plasma membrane; plastoglobule
Source: RefSeq, a predicted model, not a curated record
ACGUUACGACAGCGUGUUAACACAUGUUUUAGCCUCUCGUCCACGUCCCCGUCAACAGAAAUCGGUGAAGAAGAUCAUUGAAGGAUAAAUGGCCGUAAGUCUGGCGUUCAGAGGCGCCUCGUGUAGCCGUUUUCCGUUGAUUCAUCACUCUCAGAUUCCUGUAUCUAAAUGCACAUCGACAAGGAGGUUUAAUAGGUUCUCUGUUUUUGCUCGGUCUACGCAGCCGCCGGACCUCUUCACUAGGCGUCUUCAAGAUGGUUUUGAGAACCUGCCGAAACUUGUGGAGGAUAUUGUCCAGACAUCCUUAAGUACUGGUCCUCGUGGAGCUCUUAGAUUAGCUCAAGGUAUCCAAGCAGUUAUUGGUGUUGGUAGUGAGUGGCUGGCUGAUGCUUCCAAGGCUGCAAAUACAUCUACUGGCUUAGCAACUGAACUUCAGCUUGGAUUGUUAUCACCCCGCUAUUUGAGGAAAUUAUUUGAACGCCUGGGUGCAACGUACAUCAAAUUAGGUCAGUUCAUAGCAUCUGCCCCAACACUAUUUCCACCAGAGUAUGUCCAGGAGUUCCAAUACUGUUUCGACCGAGCUCCUGCAGUUCCCUUUCAAGAGAUUCAAGCAAUCUUGCGUGAGGAGUUAGGCAAGCCAAUUGAUGCUGUAUUUGAGUAUGUGGAUCCAACACCCUUAGCGUCUGCUUCCAUUGCACAGGUGCAUGCUGCUAGGAUAAGGGGUACCCAAGAGGAUGUAGUUAUAAAGGUUCUAAAACCAGGAAUAGAAGAUAUCUUGGUGGCAGAUUUGAACUUCGUAUAUAUUGUUGCACGCAUUUUGGAAUUUUUGAGUCCCGACCUAAGCCGAGCAUCUCUGGUUGCUAUUGUUAAAGACAUAAAGGAAUCAAUGCUUGAAGAAGUGGAUUUUAAGAAGGAGGCAAGGAACAUUGAAUCUUUCAGGAGAUAUUUGGCAGAAAUGGGACUCAUAAGGCAAGCUACUGCUCCAGAAGUAUAUCAGCAAUAUAGCACUAAACGGGUUCUCACCAUGGAAAGGCUUUAUGGAGUACCUCUAACAGACUUGAAUUCUAUUAACUCGCUUGUUCCGAAUCCAGAAAACAGUCUUAUAACUGCCUUAAAUGUCUGGUUUGGUAGCUUGCUUGCAUGUGAGAGCUUUCAUGCCGAUGUUCAUGCUGGCAACCUGUGGCUACUACGUGAUGGCCGCAUCGGAUUCCUCGACUUUGGAAUUGUUGGGAGGAUUUCUCCGAAAACAUGGACUGCCAUGGAACUAUUUCUUUCGUCAUUAUCAACCGAAGAUUAUGAUUCCAUGGCUUCUUCCUUGAUUGAUAUGGGUGCUACAAGCAAUGAUGUUGACUCAAAGGCUUUCGCGAGGGACCUGGAAAAGAUAUUUUCCUCGAUUCAGGCUAUGGAUACUGAAAUCAUAGUUGCUACAGCAAGGGAGCCGAAUACAAACACAACAGCCGUUGCUGCCAAUCUUGUCGUUGACGAGAGACAAAUGAAUGCGCUGUUUCUCGAUGUGGUUCGGGUAAGUGAAUCGUAUGGCCUUAAAUUUCCUCGGGAGUUUGCGCUUCUCAUGAAGCAGCUUCUUUAUUUCGACCGGUACACGCGAAUUUUGGCUCCCAAUAUGAAUAUGCUGCGGGAUCAGAGGAUCAUCAUUGUUCCAAACCAGAGGAAUAGAAACGCAUUUCAGUGAGAGGUGGCUUGGAGCAAAGGUGCAACCAAUUCAAUUUGGUUAAAAGGUAACAUGAAGCAUUAUUAGUGUGUAUUCUAAUCAACAUAUAGUAAAUACACGCCCACACACAAACACAAGAAAGCAAUGUAGUGUAUGAUGAAAAAGGAAAGAGAAAAAUACUGAGAACAAUCAUCUUCUA